AUGAGUGACGAACUUCAAUCAAUUCUUCAACAAUUGCCAACAUAUCAGCCAGGAACACCAAAUUAUCAACAACUUGUAAAUACAAUUGAAGAAAUUGGCAGAGAUUUGAAGGCAUCUUACACUUUCAAUAAAGUGAGCACCGAGCGUCUCAAGCGUAAUAUCAUAAACGCAAGAGUUCUUGUCAGGUUUGUUAUUUUCUUUUUUGUUCUUCUGUUUUGACAAAUUUAGAAUCUCAAUUUCUCACACUUUUCUUGCGAAAUGCACUUAAAAAAUCGAGAUCAAAUAUUGACAUUAUUAUCCUUCAGAGGUUGCCUUUUGGACGCUGACAACGACAAAAAGAAGGCGGACGCAAAAAUAGAAAAAGAAAGACAAGAAGUUGCAACUGCAGCCAAAACCGAAACUCCAACUCCAUCUUCAACUCCAAAAAUUUAA
Molecule: messenger RNA, 432 nt
Organism: Caenorhabditis angaria
Lineage: Eukaryota; Metazoa; Nematoda; Chromadorea; Rhabditida; Rhabditidae
Source: the annotation of a GenBank genome assembly